Daldinia vernicosa is the source of this 1148-nucleotide messenger RNA. RefSeq lists its product as uncharacterized. Gene Ontology annotation, molecular function: protein binding. The coding region runs from base 102 to 1010 and encodes 302 amino acids. Lineage: Eukaryota; Fungi; Ascomycota; Sordariomycetes; Xylariales; Hypoxylaceae. The record is from RefSeq and is a predicted model, not a curated record. The transcript has a single exon.
CUUUUAGCUACCCCUUCUCUUUUAGUCACUAUUAUAACUAACCCCUGUCAACUGUGAUAUAUACCUAAUCCUAGGUAUCCAACCCACUCAAACAUAGAAGCAUGUCUCUCUCAAGCCUACCCCCCGAGACCCUGUCUUUAAUCCUAGAGUUCCUCGCGGAUGAAGACUUAACCUCUCUCAUACUUGCCCAACGUGUGUGUAAGCGCUUCCAAGCAACCAUAGAACGCAUCCUAUUCCAGUCACCCCCGAGGAGGGCAUGGAACAGAACCAACCUCAUCGGUGUCUGUCCUCUUCUCUUGGGCAAAUUCAGCCACCUCUUCGUGAAUGGGAAUCGCAAACUCGGUCCCGACGAGGGCCGUAACACUGGAAUACCAUUCCGUCGUUUACCCUGGGCUGCUAAGCGCCAAGAGGAUGGAACAACAGUGAAAGCGGUUGCGAUGCAGGACUCGCCGUACUUGCGCCCCGAGGCAAGCUGGCGUCGUCUAAGUGUAACGUUCGGCGCGGGGCCAGUCGUUAGGUCGGUGGAUGUAGUAAAAGUGCUGACCGUGUACGGCGGCACGAGCAUGGACUACAAGCAGCUUGAUAUCCCGCCCCUGUUGUCCAAGGUAUCCGGGGACGCCGAUGAGAGUGUGGAGGAGGGCGAAGAGGGUAUCCUAACUAUGGGCCUGCUCUACGAUCUGCUCGCGUCCGGCGCAGGCCACAUGGGCUACGUAACGACGAGUUGGCAAUUCUUACCCGGCAGCCGGCUGAGCAGCUACAACGACUGGCAGAAGCUGCGUAUCAACAACCGGUAUCCAGGCGGCGAGCGGAUCAAAGAGCUGUUCGUCAAGGACGACCAGAGCGCAGUGUUGUUUGUUACGGGGCACAGGGGAUGUACGAUGAACGGUUGUAUGAGAAGGAAGAGUUGCAGUGAGGAGGAUGAGGUGUGGGAACCCGAGGCUAUUGGCGGCAUUCCGAUUAGAAUGCGACCAUGGCAGGGACCAUCUCCAGAUCGCUUCUCAAGGACAUGAGAAUAGAGCUAGGAGAGAGGAGAGAAGGACACAAGUAUAAGUCAAAGUAGUGUAUUAGGCAACUUACCUUAAGUACUACCUUUUUUAAUCCUCGAAGGUCAAAUAGGGGUAUUGUAGUUCAUAUAAGCUAAUAAGGAC